UGGGGAGGAACCCUUUCCACUCGUAUCCAUAUAUAAAGCCACCUCUCUAAGGGUAAGGCAUCACUUGUCAGUUUCUUCUUCUACACACAACAUGAAGCCUCUUGUGGUAGCUUCAUUGCUCUUAGCAGUCGCCAGCAUUGCCCAAUGCGGUGAGGCUAAAGUGGAUGAAAAGAAAACUGAGAAGCGUGGCAUCUUCAGCAGCAGCAUCGGCAGCGGUUUCGGGGGUGGCCACGGAGGUGGCAUCAGCGGCGGUAGCAUCGGGGGCGGCAGCUUAGGAGGACAUGGAGGCGGACUCGGCGGCGGGCUCGGCGGUGGCUACAGCGGUGGCUACAGCGGUGGCUACAGCGGCGGCUACAGCGGAGGCUCCGGCGGAGGCUACGGCGGAGGACUCGGUGGAGGACUCGGCGGCGGCCUCGGAGGUGGAUUUGGCGGCGGCCUUGGCGGCGGCUUCGGCGGCGGCUUAGGAGGUGGAUUCGGAGGCGGAGCCGGAGGCGGCGGUGGCGGCGGUGGUGCUACCGUCAGCACUGUCACACAAACCGUCGGAGUUCCGGUUGCUCAACCCGUCCCCGUUACUGUCACCCGCCCUGUACCAGUCCCAGUGCCACAACCCGUUCCCGUGGAAGUACCUCGCCCCGUUCCCGUUCAAGUGCCCGUUGCCAGACCCGUCGUCGUUCCCAGACCAGUUCCCGUUACUGUAACUCGCCCAGUUCCUGUCACUAUCCCAGUACGCGUACCAGUACCAGUGCCCCAGGCUGUUCCCGUCGAAGUUCCUCAACCAGUUCCUGUCACCGUUGCUCAACCUGUACCAGUUAGAGUACCUCAAACCAUCGUAGUACCUGUUCCCGUCGCUGUCGGAGGAGGCGGCGGUGGCGCCGGUGGUGGAGCCGGUGGCUUCGGAGGUGGAAUCGGAGGUGGUUUCGGAGGCGGAAUCGGCGGCGGCAUCGGAGGUGGAUACGGCGGCGGCAUCGGAGGUGGAUACGGCGGCGGUAUCGGAGGUGGAUUAGGAGGUGGUCAUGGUGGUUCCAUCAGCCUUGGAAGCAGCUACGGUGGCGGAUAUGGAGGUGGAUUAGGAGGUGGUCAUGGUGGUUCCAUCAGCCUUGGAAGCAGCUACGGUGGCGGAUAUGGAGGUGGAUUAGGAGGUGGUCAUGGUGGUUCCAUCAGCCUUGGAAGCAGCUACGGCGGCGGAUAUGGAGGCGGAUUGGGAGGUGGCCAUGGCAGUUCCAUCAGCCUUGGAAGCGGCGGAUAUGGAGGUGGACUUGGAGGUGGCCAUUCGAUCUCUUUGGGAUCUGGAAGUUUAGGAGGUGGAUCUUCGGGAGGACAUGGUGGUGCCACAAGCUAUUCCAGUAUUUCUAUUGGAGGAGGCAAAUACUAAGCAAAGACUUAAACUCACCUCAUUUCAUCAUCUUUCAAAUUUCAUGUCGAAUCAUCUUAUUGUGAUACCAUAAGUAUUUUUGUUGUUUUUGAUGGUAUUGCCAUCUGUGUAUAUAUUUUACGUGCACUUACAAUAAAGUUCUAUUUUACUACAA
Messenger RNA from Zophobas morio, 1526 nucleotides. RefSeq lists its product as uncharacterized. The coding region runs from base 92 to 1372 and encodes 426 amino acids. Lineage: Eukaryota; Metazoa; Arthropoda; Insecta; Coleoptera; Tenebrionidae. The transcript has 2 exons. The record is from RefSeq and is a predicted model, not a curated record.